AUGAGCCAACUUUUUACCAAUCCACUAAUCUUUUCCAAUUUAAUCCAUUAACCUUAGCCAUUUACAUAACAUUUUCACUUUUAAAAUCCUCUAUAAACUUAUUAUUCAUAAUUUUAAGUACCAUGCAAUUUUGCCCCAAUUCAUAACCACUAGAGUGAGCAGUAUAUAUAGUUAUAAUUACCAUUUAAUGGAUAUCCUGAUUAUGGUAAUCCUCUUACUUAUCCUGUAAUGCACACUGAGAUCUCCACAACCUCUUAAAAAAUGAGUUUGGCUAUUGCAGAUUCUCAAACAACUAAUCAAAUUAUGGAUCCCUUACAACAACAUCUUUUCAACAAAUAAAAGCUACGUGAUUACAUCUUGUUAAUCAUUGACGACCAUCAUCAGAUCAAUGAUAUUGCAUAAAACCUUAGAAAUAUCAAUCAGGCUCAAUUAGCCAAAAUCUUGGAAAUUUUAGCUACCAAAUAGUCAUAGCAAAUCAAGAGUCGAGAAGAAUUAAUCAAGUUUUGUCUAAGAAAAGCAUUCAGGUUCAUAUUUAAGAAAAUAUCUGAACGAGACAACAUUACAAGUACUAUUGUAAACAAUCUAUUAGAAACUAAAUUAAAAACAGCUCGAUAAGAAUUUCUAACUAUUAUGGAGUAGGAAAAGAAGAUUCCACUUGUUCUUCCAUUUAGAAAAAACAGUAAAAACAAAACAAUGAACAAUGAUUUUUUAAAAGAAGUAUUUUCAUCUCAAAUUUUUCAAAGCUUUUAUAAAGAGUUUUUAGAACACCUAGACGAUACAAUAUAGGCAGACAGAAAGAAGAAGAUUGAUAAAUUAUAGGACAAAAUUUGGUUGAGUUUAAGGAAUAACAAAAUAACGACCUUUGAUAUUAAACGACUUCCUUGGACACUCAAAAACACAGAAAGAGUGAAGUCUAUAGCCUUUGAAUUGUUAACAUUUUCAUAAAAUCAUUAAAAUUGA
Molecule: messenger RNA, 960 nt
Organism: Paramecium tetraurelia
Lineage: Eukaryota; Ciliophora; Oligohymenophorea; Peniculida; Parameciidae
Exons: 3
Source: RefSeq, a predicted model, not a curated record